UGCCGGCAACUCCGUGCGAGAGUCCACGCUCCGUUCGAUCGAAUACUGAUUCGAAACGCGAAGUAUGUCCCGAUGUAAUUUAUGUAAAUGAUUUUUGAUGUGUUUCAGUCGAAUGUAGAACUGUGAUGUCAGUGUGAGUGAAGUGUGUGGAUUGAGGUACAGUUUAUGACGAUUUAGUUGAAAAAUAUUUAAAAUAUUAAGAUUUAGAAUCAUUUACAAAACUGCAGGACUAUUUGGUAGAUCUACAAUUUUCCGGUUAAAAACGGAAUCCACAGCAAUCUCAGAAUGACCGUAUUGAGGUGAAACCUAUCAAAAUAUCUGCCUUGAGACAGCCAAACCUUCAAUAGGCAGUUACGAGUAUGGCAGAAGAGAAAAAGAAAGAUGGUGGCGCUUUGUUGGCGAAGAAGAAGAAAACAAAGCCGCGGAAGUCUCGAGAUGCAGAUUGCUGUAGUGUCAACUUUUUGAAAUGCGUCCUGCAUAUAUUUAACGUCGUUUUUCUGUUUGCAGGCAUAGGCGUCCUGGCCGUAGGAGCUUGGACAGUGGCUUCUCGCCACAAAUUCGUGGCGCUGCUGCCGACACCCACAUACCCUGCCAUCGCGUACCUGCUGGUCUUAGCAGGAGCCCUGGGGGUGCCCAUGUCCGCUCUCGGCUGCUGCGGACUCAAGACUGAGAAUAGAACCAGUUUACUAUGUUACACCUACUUCCUACUGAUCACGUUUAUACUGGAGGCGGGGGCGGGGGGGUUGGCUUACUACUACGAGAUAGCGGUGGAGCACGAGCUGAGAGCGGAACUCAACAACACCUUCCUGUCUAACUACGCCUUGGACACCAUCAUCACUGAUGCCGUCGACAGAAUGCAAGCUGAGUUUAAAUGCUGCGGCGCCGUGCGCUUCGAGGACUGGCGUCGCAGCGCGUGGCACGAGCACGACCCGCGGCUGCUCGUGCCCGACUCGUGCUGCAAGUCGCAGUCCAGCCGCUGCGGCGCCCGCGACCACCCCUCCAACAUAUACUAUAAUGGCUGCAUCCGCCAGUUCACGAACCACAUCCGAGACCACCUGAUAAUCCUGGCGGCCGUGGGGGUUGGGAUGUCAGUGAUCCCCGUGUUCGGGUUCCUGUUCUCUUGCGUGCUGUACGUCAAGAUCAAACACGUGGAGGACUGACCAAGGCCCAAACCCUCCGCCACUAAGAACCGAAAAGUGUUCGAUAAGUCCGCUUCAGCGGGGGACCUAACUAAGUACCAGCAAAGACGCAGUUCACAACGGAGGCCGAAAAUAGAAGCCUCUAGAACCAAACGCAACGUCAAGCGGCCACCGUGCCCACUGCAUCAUGGCGGCGAGAAAAAUGCCGCGAAUAUACCCAUAUCUACCAUAAGCGACAACGUCAGUAUAUAAAUUAAAAUUUUGAAACAAAUCGAACACUUUUUUUAAUGUAAACUUAUGCUGAUGUUGCCAGUAACAUCGCUAAAAUAUGACUAAAUUUUCAAUUUCUUAUCAAUAGUAGGAUUUUAGUAUAUUUUUUAAAUCUAAAUUCUAAAACCUAUUCACUAUAAUAUUCAUAGAAUCGUAUUUUUAACGAGAUGCAAACGAUUUGGCGAUAAUCUAUGUGUGAUGAAAAGCUCUCUCCAAAAACGAAAGAAUCUCAGUGUAUACAAAUAUUAAUUUAUUUCCAUGUGUUCAUCGGAUGUUACAUAAUGAUAUAGAAUUUAAACAAUGUUCAUGUUUAGAUCGUAGUUACGUAGUUAGUGAACAAGCCCGAAUUUAUAUCAUAGUGUAUCUAUGUCAUACGUGCGAAAGUAAUAACAAUGUUAGAAACAAAACUGUGAAGGUAACAUUAUGGUCUAUGUGGAGCGUUAGCAUAACAAAAAAUACAUAUGUAUAUGUCUCUAAGUUUGUAACCGUAAUAAUAAUCGAAGAAUAGUUAUAUAUAGAUAGAGAUGGGCUUGGGCCUAUUUUUUGCCUGGCGUAAACCCAUCUUUGAAUAGUCUGUUAAGCCAAAGAGUGAUCAUGGCCGCGCGCGCUCUGCUAAGACCUUAUGCUACUUCUAUGAGACAACUGUUAGUGUUAAUAAUGUUAAGAUGGUGCUAUAUUUUGUUAUAAAACUGUAGACCGUUGUGUACUUAAAUUGGUAGGGACAUCGAAUAAAAUAAAUUAAAUGUACUUAAAAUAUUUGUAUCACUAUAGGGUUUUGUUUUGUUUGUAAUCUCAUUGCAAUUCCACCGUUUGCGUUAUUUUCCUACUUCUCAUUAAACGAAAUAUACCUAUUUUUAUUUAUAUGACGUGACAAUAUGAGAAAUCGUAAAAUAUGUUCGUAAUAUAUGAAGCACAGGAACCACAUACACUAAUGUGACGUUCCAAACAUAAAGGUAUCUUAUGACGUGGCCAUGAGGUACCUUUACCCACGGUCAACGUCACAUAUAUUCAUCACAUAAAUCAUUUCUGUAAAGGCUGAUUUUCACCAAGUUAGCUAAUUCUAUCCAACCAAUGACUAGCCCGCGCUGACAGGUUUAGGCCAGCAAUUGGUUAAACCGAAAUUUGGUGUAAAACUGCCUUAUGAUUAUGUACUCAUAACCUGUGUUCUUACUUUAUUUUUUAAUAAGAUAAAUUGGCAACUGGUAAAUAAAAUAUGACUUACUUUAAGAGAAACUUAAUAUCAUGAUACUGAACAUUUUUUUUCCAACAAUUUAUGUUAAACUCAGAUAAUAAAAUAAAAUCAAACGAUCACGGAAAAGUUAUUCGUAUGUUUAAAUUUGUUUUAUCGUUUAAAUAUUUAAUUUCUUGUUAUUAUAACAACUCGCUGACAACUAUCCUGUUGCUUGUACACGAUUUAUAUAUUUAAAAUUACAUUUAAUUCGAAUAAAAAUCAUCUAUAUAAUAUCGCUCUUAUACUUAUGUAAAUAUUGUUGGUAUCAUUGAUAUCCAAAUUAAUUUUAAUGAGAAAUAAUUCUUUUCACACUAUUUCAUUAGACACUGCUGCUUUUGUUAAACAUUCUUAAAAUACUUCUAAUGUGGAUUUCCCAAAUAGUCACACUUUUUGUUACAAUUAGAUAGCAUAUACGCAUUUUUAUACGUGCUAAGUUAACCAUUAUAUUUAAACACAUUAUCAGUAAUAAAUGUUUAAUAAACUAUACCUAAGCUAAUUGUGCCUUAAUAAUUGUUAAGAUUGUAGAUAAAUUGAAAAUGUGUCUUUAGGUUUGGGGCUCCGAACUGUUUGAUCACUUAUUUUAGUAAAGUAUAUGGUGUGGUAUACACUAUACAUAUAAUAUAGUGGUUCUAAAAUUAAAUAUUUUGACUAGUAUGUUACCAGAACUGUUCGAUGUACAGUCAGUGGCGGAUAUACGUAACCACCGGUAGUAGCAAUAUACAUAUGGAUGGGGAUAGGUUUAUAUGCCCACGAACUUCAUGUAAGGACUUGUUUUUUAUACUUAAAUUAUUUUUGUAUUUAUUUAUUUGUCACAAGUACGGAGCCCUAGUAUAAUAAUUUAUUUAUUUAAAUUCUAUGUAAGCAAUUGAGUUAUUUUUAUAUUUUACCGAAAACCAAAAAAGUCUAAUCAUUUCUAGUGUUACGAUUGUUUUGUUGAAAAUUGAAACUUCAGGUGUCGCAUCAUGUCAAUAUUCGAUCUUUGUAACCCUGUUAGCGCUCUGAGCAACUAUGUAAUAACUCCAAGAUAAAUUAACAUAACUAGAUAUGACAGAGGAACGUGUAGACGAAUACUAAUAAGAUAAAUUAAUUUUACAUCUAUACACGCCAAACGAAUUUACCUAUAUGGAUUGUUAACAGACUGGCCCGAUAAAAAUGUGCAUAUUGAGAAAACAUAAUUUUUCAUCGUCUAUAUAUCUACAUAUUAUGUUGUACCUAUUAUAUACAUAAAUUUUAAUGAUUUUUGCUCAUAGCGCUAAAAUGGUUAAUAAUAUAUUUUUGACAAUAGCUUAUAUACCUACUUGUAACUGGUUUGUGUUUAUGUAUAAUAUUACAAUAGUCAUUGUCAAUUUUCUCUAUUUAAUUUAGCAUUCUCGAUAGGUAAAUGAAUACAAUUUUAACCACAA
Molecule: messenger RNA, 4043 nt
Organism: Plodia interpunctella (Indianmeal moth)
Lineage: Eukaryota; Metazoa; Arthropoda; Insecta; Lepidoptera; Pyralidae
Product: CD151 antigen-like
Exons: 9
Coding region: 360-1160 (266 amino acids)
Cellular component (GO): plasma membrane
Source: RefSeq, a predicted model, not a curated record